Messenger RNA from Parastagonospora nodorum SN15, 1488 nucleotides. RefSeq lists its product as hypothetical. NCBI's taxonomy places the organism in Eukaryota, Fungi, Ascomycota, Dothideomycetes, Pleosporales, Phaeosphaeriaceae. Bases 1 to 1488 code for a protein of 495 amino acids. The transcript is spliced from 3 exons. The record is from RefSeq and is a predicted model, not a curated record.
AUGGAUCAAGACAUACAAGAUGAAGGUGCCUAUUAUGAUCCAGACCUCGACGCAGCACCGAAAUCUCCUCAGCUUCGGCGGGUUCAGCCCAAGGCUUUUUCGUCUCGGUAUGACUGUCCAUCACCAAUCCCAACCGCUUGGGACCUAGACUCGCGCUCUUGGUUACCCUUAGACAUUGACGACAUACCUGUCACCAAUGGGUUCGCUCACUUCGCCAAGUCGUGCUCUUGCUGCCAUCCGUCAGUCCACGCCACGCAAUUGGCUGACACACUUCUCCUGCACCACAUGGCACCACAGUACCCCCAGAUUGCUCGUUCAAUUGGUACGACACUUUACCGAUCUAUCGAAUUCGACGAGGAGCCUGCCGAGAUUCACAAUGGAGAAAAUUUGCUUCCUAAUCCCCGUGUGCUUGGAAGAGGUCAUUCUACCCUUCCCCUCAAAUUCAAUGGGACUAUUUGCUCCGCAACCAUAUUAGCAUGCCCAGAUACUGGCUCUGACGUGAACUUGAUAUCGAAAGAUAUUGCGAAAGCUCUAGGAUACGAAAUGCGUGAGUCAGCUGCACCGGGAUUCUACCUUCUUCUUGCAGAUGGUACAUUUGUGUUUCCAGAAAGAUACAUUUGCGCCGAAUUCACGUUCGCGGUGCAGUCCUCGAUGGGACUUCCUCACAUGUCAGCUAUUUUCUACGUGCUCAGACAUUUGCCGUCCCAAGUCAUAAUGGGUGUAUCUUUCCUCGAACAAUUCCAGAUCAUGACCUUACACAGGAACAAAAUUAUGAAGAUCCCACGCUCGACUAUCCGAGUUCCUAGGGUAUUUUCUGUGGGUAUACCUAGAAAACAUCUCAUAUGCGAGAUCGACAAUGAACUUGCCGCAGCAACUCCGGACUCCGGGUCAGAAAUCGAUCUCAUGUCGACCAGCUUUGCCACUGCCCGGGGUUUUAACAUCUACCCAGCAGAAGAACUGAUCGAGCUUGCUGAUGGUAGCAUUGUAACGUGCCAGGGAUUCGUCAGAGCAAAGUUAUCGAUCGCAACACAUUUCAAUACCCAGCAAGCUCCUGGCACAAAGGUGGAUGCCAUGAUAGACUUCUUCCUGUUGAACGGUCUGACCCACGAUGUUAUUCUUGGCGAACAUUAUCUGGAAGAACUCAAGGUCUAUACUAAAAAUCAGCACGCUCUCAUUCUUGUCACCGACCCAGGCGCAGUCAUCAGACUCAACAGAAUACGGAAAUUCGGUGCUGUUGACAGCGCGAUAACAUGGCUCACGGACCGGCUCAGAUCGCAGCAAGUCGUCUCUACAGAAAACGGCAGCACGGUCGAUACCAUUACCGACCAGGAUCAGCGAGAGAAUCACCGUCGAGAAAAAGAGAGCCACCGCAUUGGUCUGCUUCCAAUUCGUGAGCAGGAAGCUGCUCGUACGGUAGAGAGGGUGAAGGAGGAGCAGUAUGGCUCUUCCAAACAUGGUACUGUCUCCCACACAUCGUGUCGUAUGUGA